AUGGAGAUGAACCAUUCGCAGGCCUCGAGCUCGCCAUCGGCGAAAAAGAAAGUACAAAUGGAGAGGAUCAUCGAUAUGGAGGACGUAACAGUAUCGAUUCCGAAUAGUUCAAAGCGUACGACUAUGACUUCUCUGCUCUUAACACGAUGGUUGGCGUCGAAGAGCCCGCAUCAUACAGAAGUAGAGACAAACUGGUCCUCCGACGAUCAAAGUUUGGAAUAUGGAACUCCGCCUCCUAUCGAAGAGCCACAUUGCUAUUCUAUGUGUGCCAGUGAGAGCUCUUGUACAGAGGAAAUAAAUUGCACCUUGCAGGUAAACAAAGAUAUAAUCAAGAAUCUGUUAGUGGAGCAUAUGAGACACAUCGGUGGUCGAUUGCAACUCCUUGACGAUCUGGAGGAGAAUAAAACGGAUCUAAAGAAUCCUGAGCAUUUCGUAAAAUACUAUAAGCAACAAGAAGUAAACGCUUUGCUACUUCACGCCAGUUUCCUUGGUCGGAUAGACGCGAUUGCUGGAUUGCACAAGUGCGGGGCGGAUUUAAACCACUCGGAACAAGGACAAGGACUAACUCCGUUACACUUAUCCGCAUUCAGUAACUCUUUAGAGAGUGUACAAUAUUUGCUCACUAACGGUGCCAACAUUCAUCUGGGACGAACUCAUACACCCUUUCAUUACGCUGCUUUUGGAAAUGCUUUUAAAGUAGCUCAAUAUUUCCUUCAGCUAGGCGUCAGUCAGGAAUCUCCUUGCGGAGAAGAGACCGUGUUACACACUGCGGCCAGAUCAAACGCUUACAACGUAUUAAAGCUACUGGCAUCUAAUAAUCAUACCUUGAAUAAUUUAGAUUGUAAUGGGUACGCUGCUAUACACCACGUAGCGGACAGAGGAGAUCCAGCUGGCUUGUUGGUACUACUAGAAGCAGGUUGUGAGCUAGAUCUGAUGACUAAAAAGGGUGACACUGCGCUACAUCUCGCAGCGGAGUCUAGUUGCGUGGAAAAUGUCGAUCUAUUGGUAGAAAGAGGUGCAAAUGUUCACUUGAAGAAUCAUAGAGAUCAGACAGCUUUACAUAUAGCUUCUCGAUCUCAUUCCUUGGAAUGCGUGGAAAUAUUGUUAAAGAAAGGUGGCUGUGAUCCUAAUAUCGAAGAUAACGACGGAAGAACGCCUUUACAUCUCGCAUUAGGUAGAUCGUUGCUGGCUUAUGACGUGACGGAAUUGUUAAUAAUGUGGAAAGCAAAUAUCAAUAAAACCGAUAAAUACGGUUAUACACCGCUUCAUAUCGCUGCUCUGAACGAAUUGUCUCAGUGUGUGGAUAUCCUGAUACAGCAUGGAGCGGAUCUUAGCGCUAGAACGAAAGGCGGGACUAGCGCAUUAUCCAUUAUCUUACGUAAAACGCCGACUUCUUUGAACGUCUUUAAACAAAGAUUAGAUGCCUCGAUAACGCUUCACCAGCAUGGUUCAGCCACCGGGGAGGCGGAGCUUCGUCUUGACUUUCAUCCUCUACUAAUGCACCAGCAACAAGGCGAAAUAAGAUAUCUCGGGACAUUCGUGAAAGAAGGAUACAAAGAGAUUCUAGAACAUCCGCUCUGUCAGGCAUUUCUCCAUUUAAAAUGGCAGAAGAUCCGAAAGUAUUACGUGGGUAGACUAGUCUUCUAUCUAUUUUACGUUCUCAUACUCACAGGAUGGGUAAUGACUGCUUUAGCGCAUAACUGUUACAACGAGUCGCACGGUCAAUUAGACAACACCCAGCCACCAUUAUGUGCAAAUACCACUGGUAUCAACGGGUUUCUUUACAGGCACCCAGCUUUACUCGAAAUGGAAUGGUAUGCAUUAAUGGUGCUCACAAUUCUCGAAGCAUUUCGAAAAUUGACCAGCAUUCCAACGUAUCCCUCCGUCCGCCAGUUCUUCACGCAGGCCGAAAACAUGGUCGAAUGGUGCGUGAUCCUGAGCGUAUUUGCCACUUCUUUUAUCUAUACGGGCAGAACGUAUGCGUGGCAAAGCCACGUAGGUGCAUUCGCCGUGCUUUGCGGCUGGAGCAACCUUAUGCUAAUGAUAGGACAGUUGCCAAUUUUCGGAGCGUACGUCGCGAUGUUUACCAGUGUUCAAGCACAAGUAUUCAAGCUUUUGUUAGCGUAUGCUUGUCUCUUAGUAGGCUUCACCGCAAGCUUCUGCGUGAUUUUUCCACGCUCGAAAUCGUUUAGCAGCCCUCACAUUGGUCUGAUCAAAGUUUUGGUCAUGAUGACCGGAGAGUUAAAUUUUGAGGACCUGUUCUUUCCUCGGGAAGAAGAUGGGAAAUCGAUCGAUUCAGGCGGUACCUCUUGGAUUCUACUCCAAGUUUCCGCACAGUUGUCAUUCGUGUUGUUUCUUCUGUUCGUUACUAUCGUGUUGAUGAAUCUACUGGUAGGCAUCGCAGUUCACGAUAUAAAAGGACUACAGAAAACGGCGGGACUUGCAAAACUCGUUCGCCAGACGAAGCUUAUUUGCGACGUAGAAACGGCACUUUUUCUCGGACUGAUACCAAAACGACUAACGAAACUUUUACGAUGGACAGCUCUGCUUCUACCUUCGCCCUUGAGAGCAGUUUUAACCGUUCGUCCCCUGAACCCGAGAGAAAGUAGAUUGCCUCGUGAUUUGUUAUCUGCUGCGCACAAGGUCGUGAAGGAUAGAAAAAAUAUGUCUGGAACAUUGUGCAGCAGGAAGAGCAACGCUACUGCAUAUACGUAUUUAAAAAGCGAGCCAUAUUCGACAUUUCGUCGACGUUCUCCGGAAGAAGACGUAUCCGUCGAUGAUUACUCGGUCAAAGGAGAUUUGGCAGAAUUGAAAAAGAUCUGCGAUAAAAACCACCAACUUCUUCAGGAUGUUGUGAUGGCAUUGAUGAACGACAAGCGCAUCGUUAACAAAGAAAAGGAUGAGAAUAAUUAAGUUUUUACUCUGAGAAUUCUUAGAAUCUUAAUAGCAAAGAUAUAUCGUGUGAAUAAUCUGAGGAAGCUUAAAUCACCCAAUUGACCUUAGAAAUACAGGAAUUGUACAUACGUACGUUUAGAAUUUUAACAGUAAUCCUCAGGCCAUUUUAUAGUACUAUAUUUUUCACAAUCUUGAAGAUUCGCUUAUAGAAGAUGACAAUUACGUGCUUUUAAUAUUUGGAUCAAUGUAUAUUGACUAUCGAGUCUUCGCUCAAAUUUUAUAAAACGCAACAUAAUCUUCUGGCAAUGAGAGAGAAUAAAAAAAUUGAAAAUCCAAAUGAUUAAAACGAACGUGUGUAAUCAACAUUGAGGAUCGUUGAUUAAACAUAUGUUUUGCAUAUUUUUAAAGCAAAAUUCAUAAAGAGUCAUAUAUGGAGUGGAAACAUUGUAAUUUAACUACUAAAUUUGUUCCCUUCCUUUCUUUUCUAAAUUUUUAUAAUUCUCAUGAUUGGUGAUUUUAAAUCCUUUGCGUGUCAAGAAUGUCACGACGAUUUACGUAACGUCGUUAUAAAUUUGUGGUAAAAGUUGAAAAAGAAGCUUGAGAUGAAAUAUUUAAAUAAUAAUAUAACGAUUAUAUUUUGAUGUAUGGGUUUGUACCCAAUAUUUGUAAAAUAUUGUAUUACAACGCAUUAAAGUCCGUCCAUAUUAUGAACAAAACUAUAAAAAUACGUAGCAAUCAGAUAGAGAACUAACAGAAUAAGCUGAACACAACAAAGUAUUUUAAUACUAUUUAAUUUUAUACUUAUAAGAAUAUCUUAAUUGUAUAAAAAGUUGUGUAAAUAAGACCAUGUACUAUAUAUUUUAGCUUUUUUUUUAAAUCUUAAUUUAUUACUAAAAAAUAUAUACUUUUUUUAAACAGAAAAAUAUUUUUUUUACAACAAUAUUAAGAAAACAGAGUUUCAUCAAAGUAAUUAGUGCGUUAGAUGUUUGGAAAUGACUCAUGUCUAGAUAUAUAAGAAAGAAAAUAUAAAUAUUUAUAUAAUGAAAUCUUUCAAAAGGUACAAUUUAUGCAACGACACAAGCAUCGAAGCUUUAAAAACUUAUUAUAGCUUUAAAAACUUUUGUAAAAUUUUUUAAAGUUAAUUGUACGUCGAGUUUAGAGUAGCUUCGUUUAAAUAUUACCUUCGAUAUUUGAAAGACUUUGCUAACAAUAUUAACUUUAAUUUUGUUUUUCAUAUAUAAUAAUAAUCACAGUGUAAUGAUUGCAUAAACAUUACGACAACGAUAAUUAUAAUUGUAAGUUGAAGUUUAGUUUUUUCGAUAUAUGAAUCAUACUGUUCUGUAUGUAUGUAUUCGACCUAUGUAUGUACCUGUUUACAACUUUAACCGUAAAUAUAAUUACAUGACAGUGAUUGGAAUUCGCGAUAGCAUUCAGUCGUGGUAAUGAUUCAUUAUCUUAGAAAGUAACAAUUUAUUAUUGAACACU
Molecule: messenger RNA, 4380 nt
Organism: Bombus pascuorum
Lineage: Eukaryota; Metazoa; Arthropoda; Insecta; Hymenoptera; Apidae
Product: transient receptor potential channel pyrexia
Exons: 1
Coding region: 1-2913 (970 amino acids)
Biological process (GO): monoatomic ion transport; transmembrane transport
Cellular component (GO): membrane
Molecular function (GO): monoatomic ion channel activity; protein binding
Source: RefSeq, a predicted model, not a curated record